GGUGCUAAACUAAGACUGGCUCCACGUGCGUUCGCUUUUAUUUGCGAAUAUAUACUCAACUGUUUUUAUUCAUUAAAACACUCAAGAUGCCUCCUGUAAAAAAACCUAAGCCGCAAAAUAUUAAACAAGCUUCUCCCACUAAAAAAGUCGAUGAAACUAAGGAUGUAGUCUCUGGACAGCUGAAAAAGAAAAUGCAAAAGGCGAAGAAACGGCCAGUGGAGAAACUAAAACGUGGAAUAGUCUUGGUUAAGCACUUGCCCCAUGGUUUUUUCGAAGAUCAGUUGCGCAAAUAUUUCCAGCAGUUCGGGCGCGUGACACGUUUACGUCUGGCACGGUCUAGGCGAACCGGCGGUAGUAAGGGAUUUGCAUUUGUUGAGUUUGAAUAUCCAGAAGUGGCAAAAGUUGCUGCCGACACCAUGGACAACUACCUCAUGUUCCAAAAAGUGGUCAAGGCCGCAUACAUCCCACCAGAGGAACAAAAAUUCAAUUACUUUAAGACUUCUGUGAGGCAAGUCACAAAUAAUGCUGGCAAGAAAAUUUUUGUAUCAAACAAAACGAAAUCCAUAUUGCGUAGAAAAGAUGCGCAAAAUAAUUGGGACGAGUCCGCAUCCCAGAAGCGCAUUACUAAGGGACUUGCAAAACUUAAAAAGUUCCAAAAGGAAUAUGAACAUCUAGGCAUUGAUUUCUCUGGCGUGCUUAUUAAGCCGGAAAAAAAAUCUAAGCAGUCUAAUGUGCCUGUGGCAAAGUCUACGAAAGCAGAGGCAACAAGCGAUACCACCACGGUGGCUAAGGUUUCCAAGUCGACAAAGAAGGCUGAAUCAAAAAAAGAUCUUAAUCUGUCUGCCUUGUUGGGUAAUACUUUAAAUGAAGAUUCUGAUGAUGAGGACUAUGAACAAGUGCCUUCCAGCAAUGAAAGCGAGGAGGAACUUGAGUUCUUAGAGUCUGAUGAUAGCGAUGAUGAUGACGAGGAAGACCUACAAUUGGAGGACUUAUUGGGAAACAGCCUGGACGAGGAUUCCAUGGAUGAAGACUACGAAGAGAGCAUUAAUGACGAUGACGUGGAAGAGGAAAGUUUUGAAGCUGAGAAAUCUGACACUGAUAGUGAUGAGGAGGAAGAAUUGUCACCGCCUCCCAAGAAAACACAAAAGAAAUUAAUAGGCGUUGAUCGUCAACUGGAGCUCAUCAAACGCAGGCCGGGAACUGGUGGCAUUCAAAAGAAGAAAAACAUCAUUGCUCCUGCCAAGCCAACUAAGAAGGCAGCUACAAAAACGCUGCAGCUAGCAGAUGCAAAGAAACAGGCAAAAUCUUUAAAUAAGAUCAAAACCAAGAAACUAAAGAAGUGAGUGGCAAAAAACGCCUUAUUUAGAUGUAAUAUAUUUACCAUUUAAAAUAAGUUAGCAAACAAUGUGUAAAAGAAAAAUUGUGUUAUGUAUAAAUAUUAUGCUUUUAUGUACA
This is a messenger RNA of Scaptodrosophila lebanonensis, 1455 nucleotides long. RefSeq names its product MKI67 FHA domain-interacting nucleolar phosphoprotein. The transcript is spliced from 3 exons. Gene Ontology annotation, molecular function: RNA binding. The record is from RefSeq and is a predicted model, not a curated record. Gene Ontology annotation, cellular component: nucleolus. Gene Ontology annotation, biological process: maturation of LSU-rRNA from tricistronic rRNA transcript (SSU-rRNA, 5.8S rRNA, LSU-rRNA). The coding region runs from base 87 to 1343 and encodes 418 amino acids. NCBI's taxonomy places the organism in Eukaryota, Metazoa, Arthropoda, Insecta, Diptera, Drosophilidae.